Molecule: messenger RNA, 2873 nt
Organism: Sorex fumeus (smoky shrew)
Lineage: Eukaryota; Metazoa; Chordata; Mammalia; Eulipotyphla; Soricidae
Gene: GBE1
Product: 1,4-alpha-glucan branching enzyme 1
Exons: 16
Coding region: 72-2159 (695 amino acids)
Biological process (GO): glycogen biosynthetic process
Cellular component (GO): cytoplasm
Molecular function (GO): 1,4-alpha-glucan branching enzyme activity; hydrolase activity, hydrolyzing O-glycosyl compounds; cation binding
Source: RefSeq, a predicted model, not a curated record
CGGCCGCUCCGGCUCCCGCUCGGGCCGCACUCGACCCUCUCGGGCCUCGGCUACUCGGGCUGCGGCGGAAGAUGGCGGCUGCCGAGACUCGGGCGGACAGCGCGGAGCGGGCGCUGGCGGCCGUGCCCGACUUAGCCCGGCUGCUGGAAAUCGACCCGUACCUGAAGCCCUUCGCCCAGGACUUCCAGCGCAGAUAUGAGCGUUUCAACCAGACCCUGGACACCAUUGGGGAGAAUGAAGGUGGCAUCGAUAAAUUUUCCAGAGGUUAUGAAUCUUUUGGCAUCCAUAGAUGUGACGAUGGUGGAAUUUACUGCAAAGAGUGGGCACCGGGAGCAGAAGGAGUGUUUCUUACUGGAGACUUCAAUGAUUGGAAUCCAUUUUCAUAUCCUUAUCAAAAACUGGAUUUUGGAAAAUGGGAGCUACGUAUUCCACCUAAACAGAAUAAAUCUCCUGUAAUACCUCAUGGAUCCAAGUUAAAGGUAGUCAUUAGGAAUAAGAGUGGGGAAAUUUUAUAUCGAAUUUCACCGUGGGCAAAAUAUGUGGCUCGUGAAGGUGAUAAUGUGAAUUAUGAUUGGAUACAUUGGGAUCCAGAGCAUUCAUAUAAGUUUAAGAAUUUCAGACCAGCAAAGCCAAGAAGUCUGAGAAUUUAUGAAUCUCAUGUGGGAAUUUCUUCCCAAGAAGGAAAAAUAGCUUCUUAUAAACAUUUUACAUGCAAUGUACUACCAAGAAUCAAAGACCUUGGAUAUAACUGCAUUCAGAUGAUGGCGAUUAUGGAGCAUGCCUACUAUGCUAGCUUUGGUUACCAAAUCACAAGCUUCUUUGCAGCUUCAAGCCGUUAUGGAACCCCUGAAGAACUAAAGGAACUUGUUGACACAGCUCACUCAAUGGGUAUCACAGUGCUCUUAGAUGUGGUACACAGUCAUGCUUCCAAAAAUUCAGAAGAUGGAUUGAAUAUGUUUGAUGGGACAGAUUCCUGUUAUUUUCAUUCUGGACCUCGAGGGAAUCAUGAUCUUUGGGAUAGUAGAUUGUUUGCCUACUCCAGUUGGGAAGUCUUACGUUUCCUGCUAUCAAACUUGAGAUGGUGGUUGGAAGAGUAUGGUUUUGAUGGAUUUCGUUUUGAUGGUGUCACAUCUAUGCUUUAUCACCAUCACGGGAUGGGUCAAGGUUUUUCAGGUGAUUACCACGAAUAUUUUGGACUCCAAGUAGAUGAAGAUGCCUUGAUUUAUCUCAUGUUGGCCAAUCAUUUGGUUCACACAUUGUAUCCAGAUUCUAUCACAAUAGCUGAGGAUGUCUCAGGAAUGCCGGCUCUCUGUUGUCCAAUUUCUCAGGGAGGAGGUGGUUUUGACUAUCGAUUAGCCAUGGCAAUUCCAGAUAAAUGGAUCCAGCUGAUUAAAGAAUUUAAGGAUGAAGACUGGAAUAUGGGCAAUAUUGUGCACACACUCACAAACCGACGCUACCUUGAAAAAUGCAUUGCUUAUUCAGAGAGCCAUGACCAGGCACUUGUUGGGGAUAAGACAUUGGCAUUUUGGUUGAUGGAUGCUGAAAUGUAUACCAACAUGAGUGUUUUAGCCCCUUUUACUCCAGUAAUUGAUCGUGGAAUACAGCUUCAUAAAAUGAUCCGUCUUAUUACUCAUGCACUUGGAGGAGAAGGUUAUCUCAAUUUCAUGGGCAAUGAAUUUGGGCAUCCUGAGUGGUUAGAUUUUCCAAGGAAAGGAAAUAAUGAAAGUUACCAUUAUGCCAGAAGGCAGUUUAAUUUAACUGAUGAUGACCUGCUUCGCUAUAAGUUCCUAAAUAACUUUGACAGGGAUAUGAAUAAAUUGGAAGAAAGAUGUGGUUGGCUUUCAGCUCCACAGGCCUAUGUGAGUGAAAAACAUGAAUCCGAUAAGAUUAUUGCUUUUGAAAGAGCAGGUCUUCUUUUUAUUUUCAAUUUCCAUCCAAACAAGAGCUAUACUGAUUACCGAGUUGGAACAGCAGUGCCAGGAAAAUUCAAGAUUGUGCUAGAUUCAGAUGCUGCAGAAUACGGAGGACAUCAAAGACUGGAUCAUGGCACUGAGUUCUUUUCUGAAGCUUAUGAACAUAAUGGGCGUCCCCAUUCUCUUAUGGUAUACAUUCCAAGCCGCGUGGCCCUCAUCCUUCAGAAUAUGGACCUGCCCAACUAAGAAACCUGUUCUCAGCUCCAGGAGAUGAAAAAUGUUUACGUGUCACUCCUGUGACCUCUUGUGUGUGUGUGUAUGCAUGUGUGUGUGUUUCUGCCCUCAUUGCCUCAAGAUUAUAAUGUGUGAGCUUUGUAAAAUAGACACCUAUUCUAACUAAAAUAUCAAAUACCUGAAAUUCUGUACCGGUUCAUGUAAACCCACUUUUCUUUAUGAAGGAGGAAUGAUUGUGAAAUUUUAGGCAAGCUAGACAGUGUUUUCUAGCUCUCUGUAGAGCUAGGCCUCUAGGGUGAAGUAUUAUAUGUUACUUCUUUAAAUAAUUUGAAUUCUUCAUUUGAUCCUUCAAAUUUAAACCAUGUGUCAAGUGUGAUUACUUCUCUUGAGUGUUUAUAACAUUUUUAAAAUGCCGAAUAUUUGGUGGCUUUGUUUGAAUAUCUCUUGAUCUAAAUAGCAAGGUAUCAAGAUUAUUGCUCUUUGUUUUUGAAAUCAUGCUUAGAAAUAUUGUAUUGCAUAUGAAGUUAUAUUAAAGAAGUGUAUCAGCUAUAGUAUAAAAUCUUUAUCAUGAACUUUGUCAUGCUUCAUUUGCUUAAGUGUUACCAUGUGACCUCUCUUUUACCUGCUAAGUUGGUGGCUGCUGAUGUUUUGCACUUCCAAAAGGCCUUAAAAAGCAAGUGUAACAUUUCAAAAAAUCUUUUGCUUUCAAUAAAACUUAGAAAAAUU